Molecule: messenger RNA, 3996 nt
Organism: Dama dama (fallow deer)
Lineage: Eukaryota; Metazoa; Chordata; Mammalia; Artiodactyla; Cervidae
Gene: CNGB1
Product: cyclic nucleotide gated channel subunit beta 1
Exons: 34
Coding region: 1-3996 (1331 amino acids)
Biological process (GO): retina homeostasis; monoatomic cation transmembrane transport
Cellular component (GO): intracellular cyclic nucleotide activated cation channel complex; plasma membrane; photoreceptor outer segment
Molecular function (GO): intracellularly cAMP-activated cation channel activity; cGMP binding; protein-containing complex binding
Source: RefSeq, a predicted model, not a curated record
AUGUUGGGCUGGGUCCAGAGGGUGCUGCCUCAGCCCCCAGGGACACCUCAGAAGACCAAGCAAGAGGAGGAGGGGGCAGAACCAGAGCCAGAGUUGGAGCCGAAGCCUGAAACAGCCCCCGAGGAGACUGAGCUAGAGGAAGUGUCCCUGCCACCGGAGGAGCCCUGCGUGGAGAAGGAAGUGGCUGCGGCUACUCUUGGCUCUCAAGGAACCCAGGAGACUGCUCUCACUCCGCCCACAUCCCUCCAGGCCCAGGUCUCUGUGGCUCCCGAAGCUAACAGUGGUCCCAGAGGCUGGGUGCUGACCUGGCUCAGGAAUGGCAUGGAGAAGGUUGUCCCGCAGCCCGUCCGCAGCAGCAGGCCCGCCCAGAACACUGCUGCGGGCUUGGAGAGGCCAGAUCAGCAGGCAGGAGCACAGAUCCUUGGACAGUGCGACACUGGGGGCUCAGAUGAACCCAGUGAACCCCCCAGGGCCGAAGACCCCGGCCCAGGGCCCGGGCUGCUCCGGUGGUUCGAACAGAAUCUGGAGAAAAUGCUGCCUCAGCCCCCGAAAAUUUCUGAGGGCUGGAGUGAUGAGCGUACAGAUGCUCCCUUGGGUCCAGAGCCCCCAGGACCCGCCCCGGAGAUCAAGCCCGUGCCGCAGGCCCAGGAGAGCCCCUCCCUGCCCGCUCCUGGCCCCCCGGAGCCUGAGGAAGAACCGACCCCAGAGCCCCAGCCCAGUAUUCAAGCCUCCUCCCUGCCGCCCCCACAGGACUCUGCCAGGUUGAUGGCCUGGAUCCUACACAGGCUGGAGAUGGUCCUGCCACAGCCAGUGAUCCGUGGGAAGGGUGGGGAGCAGGAGUCUGACGCCCCAGUGACAUGUGACGUGCAGACCAUCAGCAUCCUCCCUGGAGAGCAAGAGGAGUCGGAUCUCAUCCUAGAAGAGGUUGAUUCUCACUGGGAGGAGGAUGAACACCAGGAGGGCAGCAUCAGCACCGGCUCGCGGAUCUCAGAGGCAGCUCCAGCUGAUGAAGAGAAGGGCGAGGUGGUGGAGCAGAUGCCCAGGGAGCUGCCUCGGAUUCAAGAGGAAAAAGAAGAGGAGGAGGAAGAGAAGGAAGACAGAGAGGAGGAAGAAGAGGAAGGCAGAGAGAAAGAGGAGGAAGAAGGCGAAGAAAAAGAGAAGGAGGAAGGCAGAGAGAAAGAGGAAGAAGAAGGUGGAGAGAAAGAGGAAGAAGAAGGUGGAGAGAAAGAGGAAGAAGAAGGCAGAGAGAAAGAGGAGGUGGAAGGCGGAGAGGAGGAGGAAGACGAAGAGGAGGAGCAGGAUCACAGUGUCCUGCUGGAUAGUUAUCUGGUGGCACAGAGUGAGGAGGACCAGAGUGAAGAAAGUGAAACCCAGGAGCAGAGUGAAGUGGGCGGAGCCCAGGACCAGAGUGAAGUGGGUGGAACCCAGGAGCAGGACGAAGUAGGUGGAGCCCAGGACCAGAGCACCUCACACCAGGAGCUGCAAGAAGAGGCCUUGGCCGACAGCUCAGGAGUACCUGCCACGGAAGAGCACCCAGAAGUGCAGGUGGAAGACGCUGAUGCUGACAGUCGCCCCCUCAUCGCGGAGGAAAGCCCACCCUCUCCCGCGCAGCUGCCCCUGUCUCCUGCCAAAUCUGACACCCUUGCGGUCCCAGGAUCGGCCACAGGGAGCCUCAGGAAGAGGCUGCCUUCCCAAGAUGAUGAGGCUGAAGAGCUCAAGAUGCUGUCACCGGCUGCAUCCCCUGUGGUCGCCUGGUCGGACCCCACCAGCCCACAGGGCACUGAUGAUCAGGACCGUGCAACCUCCACAGCCAGCCAGAACAGUGCCAUCAUCAAUGACCGGCUCCAGGAGCUGGUGAAGCUUUUCAAGGAGCGGACAGAGAAGGUGAAAGAGAAGCUCAUUGACCCUGAUGUCACCUCCGAUGAGGAGAGCCCCAAGCCCUCCCCAGCCAAAAAAGCCCCAGAGCCGGCCCCGGAAGUGAAGCCAGCUGAAGCGGGGCAGGCAGAGGAGGAACACUACUGUGAGAUGCUCUGCUGCAAGUUCAAACGCCGCCCCUGGAAGAAGUACCAGUUUCCCCAGAGCAUCGACCCGCUGACCAACCUGAUGUACAUCUUGUGGCUGUUCUUCGUGGUGCUGGCCUGGAACUGGAACUGCUGGCUGAUUCCCGUGCGCUGGGCCUUCCCCUAUCAGACGCCGAACAACAUCCACCUCUGGCUGCUGAUGGAUUACCUGUGCGACCUCAUCUACCUCUUGGACAUCACCGUGUUCCAGAUGCGCCUGCAGUUUGUCAGAGGCGGGGACAUCAUAACGGACAAAAAGGAGAUGCGCAACAAUUACCUGAAAUCUCAGCGCUUUAAGAUGGACAUGCUCUGCCUCUUGCCCUUGGACUUACUCUACUUGAAAUUCGGUGUGAAUCCCCUCCUGCGCUUGCCCCGCUGUUUGAAGUAUAUGGCCUUCUUUGAGUUUAACAACCGCCUGGAAUCCAUCCUCAGCAAAGCCUACGUUUACAGGGUUAUCAGGACCACAGCCUACCUGCUCUACAGUUUACAUCUGAACUCAUGUCUGUAUUACUGGGCAUCGGCCUAUGAGGGCCUCGGCGCCACUCACUGGGUUUAUGAUGGCGUGGGAAACAGUUACAUUCGCUGUUACUACUGGGCUGUGAAGACCCUCAUCACCAUUGGUGGCCUGCCCGACCCCAGGACGCUCUUUGAAAUUGUCUUCCAGGGUCUAAACUAUUUCACGGGCGUCUUCGCUUUCUCCGUGAUGAUCGGACAGAUGAGAGACGUAGUGGGGGCCGCCACCGCGGGACAGACCUACUACCGCAGCUGCAUGGACAGCACCGUGAAGUACAUGAACUUCUACAAGAUCCCCAAGUCCGUGCAGAACCGGGUCAAGACCUGGUACGAAUACACCUGGCACUCCCAAGGCAUGCUGGAUGAAUCAGAACUGAUGGUGCAGCUUCCGGACAAGAUGCGGCUGGACCUCGCCAUUGACGUGAACUAUGACAUCGUCAGCAAAGUGGCACUCUUCCAGGGCUGUGACCGGCAGAUGAUCUUUGACAUGCUGAAGAGGCUGCGCUCUGUCGUCUACCUGCCCAAUGACUACGUGUGCAAGAAGGGGGAGAUAGGCCGGGAAAUGUACAUCAUCCAGGCGGGGCAGGUGCAGGUCUUGGGUGGCCCGGAUGGGAAAUCCGUGCUGGUGACGCUGAAGGCUGGAUCUGUGUUCGGAGAAAUAAGCUUGCUGGCUGUUGGGGGCGGGAACCGGCGCACAGCUAACGUGGUGGCCCAUGGGUUUACCAACCUCUUCAUUCUGGAUAAGAAGGACCUGAAUGAAAUUCUUGUGCAUUAUCCUGAGUCUCAGAAGUUGCUCCGCAAGAAGGCCAGGCGAAUGCUGAGAAAUAACAACAAGCCCAAGGAGAAGAGUGUGCUUAUUCUCCCUCCGCGGGCGGGCACCCCCAAGCUCUUCAAUGCCGCCCUGGCUGCAGCAGGAAAGAUGGGUGCCAAGGGAGGCAAAGGCGGCAAGCUUGCCCUCCUCAGGGCUCGACUCAAGGAGCUGGCCGCGCUGGAGGCGGCCGCCAGACAGCAGCAGUUGCUUGAACAGGCCAAGAGCUCGGAAGAUGCCGCCCUGAGACAGACGGGAUCGGCCGCCCCAGAACAGCCCCCGGCUCCAGAGCCGCCGGCCCCAGAGGCCCCCGCCCCAGAGCCCCUGGCCCCAGAAGACCCUGCCCCAGAGCCCCUGGCCCCAGAGGCCCCCGCCCCAGAGGUCCGGGCCCCGCGCUCUCCACCACCUGCCUCCCAGGAGAGGCCGGAUGGAGACGAGGAGGCCGCGGCGCGGCCAGAGGAGCACUCGGUGCGAAUCCACGUGAGCCCGGGCCCGGAUCCCAGCGAACAGAUCCCGUCGGUGGAGAUUCCUGAGGAGCAGGAGAAGGAGAAAAAGGAGGAGGAGACAGAAGAAAAGGAAGACGGGGAGGAGGCGAGGAAGGAGAAGGAGGAAUGA